GGACACAAAAAGAGGAGCCACUUAAGUUUACCAGGUCAUAUGCGUAAUUCGAAAAUCAUUUGCUAUAGUAACGCGUGUUAUGAAUUCCAGGUAUAUAACCUUAAACUCAUCGAUUUUUGAUUGUUGGGUUGACGGCGCUACUUUGGCGACAUCUAGAGACUUUUCUGUGCAGAGUCUGAGUGCGAUUUUUCCAUUGAGAUUUGCAUUGGUUUUUCAAGGAGUUUGGAGAGUUUCGUUUUAUUAUUUGUUCCUUAUUUAUUCAUUUUAAUUUGUUUUGAUCAAUUUCUCUAUUUCUUAGAGAAUUUUUAUUUUGAAGGAGUUCAUAAGAUAGUGAUUUUAUUCAAGGAGAGUUUUAUUUUUUAAGUUGAGGAUAUUCAUUUUGAUGGCCAACAGCAUAGAGACACAACAGGGCCUGGCUCAGAGGAAGAGAAGGCAAGAGGAAGCACAUCCCUCCACCUCUCAUGACAGCCCUGCAAAACGCAGUCGCAAAGGAUACCCAAAAAAGGCGUACAAAAAGGGCCAUUUGCUGGGAGAAGGCAGUUUCAGAUCCGUGUAUGCAGGGACCCGCAGAUUCGAUCGAUUGCCAGUUGCAAUCAAAUACGCCACUAAAGAUGAGGAUACCAUGGAACUGAAAGUUGAUGGCCAGGGUCUGGUGCCUCUGGAGGUCGCACUAAUGAAGCGGGUAAAUGCAGCUCUGGCCUGUCCCAACAUCAUCCAGCUUGUGAAGUGGUUUGACUGUCCCACUCAAGACAUCAUGAAACUUGAACAGCAAGAUCCUUGCCAAGAUCUUUCCACUUUCUGUGCAGAAAACGUCACCUCGUAG
This is a messenger RNA of Megalobrama amblycephala (Wuchang bream), 823 nucleotides long. Its product is annotated as serine/threonine-protein kinase pim-3-like. The transcript is spliced from 6 exons. Gene Ontology annotation, molecular function: ATP binding; protein serine/threonine kinase activity. NCBI's taxonomy places the organism in Eukaryota, Metazoa, Chordata, Actinopteri, Cypriniformes, Xenocyprididae. The record is from RefSeq and is a predicted model, not a curated record. Gene Ontology annotation, biological process: regulation of mitotic cell cycle; negative regulation of apoptotic process; protein autophosphorylation. The coding region runs from base 383 to 823 and encodes 146 amino acids. Gene Ontology annotation, cellular component: cytoplasm.